UUCUUUGCCAAAAGCGGCCUCAUCAGCCACACCCUCCCCGGCUCACGUGCAGUUGUGCGGGAAGCGGAGCCUCCUCGCGGCAGUCAGCGCUCUGGACGACUGCUCAUGCAUGCCUGUCCGUCCGACGGCAAAAGAGCGAGCGCUCGCAGCAUCAGCAACACACAAAGGAGGUCGAGAGCUGCGCGUGAAUGGGGAGAGCCGCGGGUUACCAGACACUUAGAAACACCUCAUCAGUCUUAAGAUCUCCAAGAGAGGAGACGACAGGGCAAAUUCCAGCCUUUCCGACGUCUCUUUGGGAGGAAAAAGAAGAGGGAGGGCACUUCUGAGCGGGGCUUUGCCGAAGCUGAGCUCAAGCCCAGUCACUCAGUGGGGGACGUAUGCAAUGGGGUGGUCUCAGAUGAUGAAGAAGCAAACCAGCAUCUGAGGGAAGCGAAUCCCUUGGGGUCUCGAGCGUUGUCACAUGACAGUAUCUUCAUCCCUGAGGACUCGUCUGAGAAGCCCAACACAGAGCAAAGCAUGUCUCAGGAGAAUGUCUCGGAUAAGGUCCGCAGCCUGCAGAGGCAGAUAGCGCAAAGUAUCAAGUUUGGCCAGAAACCUCCGUCAGUGAGAAAGAGUGAGGGUGAUGAAGGCAGUUCCGAUGAAGAGGAGGUCCCUAGAAGCCCCCUGAAGGUGAUGGCACAGGUGGAAACUGAGCCUGCUGAUGAUGUUGAACCCCAGGCUGCUGCUGCCCAUGCAACGCCUGUGAAGUCACCUCGUUCCAAGCGUGUUCUUCCGCCAGAGGGCACAAUCGAAUCAAUCAAUCUGGAUGCCGUCCCCCAGUCCGGUCCUCGCCUGGACAACGCAGCAGCAAAACACAAGCUCUCUGUCAAGCCCAAAAACCAGAGAGUGUCCAGAAAGCACCGCAGGUUCACCCAGGAGCUUCAAGAAAUUGACCUUCCGGGCAUCUUGCAGGAAGAAACUGAUGCACAGGGAACUGUAGAGGAGCAUAGUGGGCCCCCAGAGCACUCCAAGAAGCAGAAGCUCCAGGACGAUGAGCGAGACCAGCUGGAACUCAGGCGAAAGAGGGAGCAGGAAGAAGAAAUACUGAGAGAGGAAGAGAGGAAGAGGGCAGAGGAGCUGAGGCUGGCACAGGAGAGACGCCUCAGGGUAGAAGAGGAACAGAGGAAAAGAGAGGAGGAGGAGGAGGAUGAGAGACGGAAGAGAGAAGAAGAAAGGAGGAAACGAGAGGAGGAGGAAAGGGUGAGAAGAGAGCUGGAGGAGAAGAGGAGACAGGAGGAUAAGGAACGCAGAUUCAGAGAGGAGCAAGAGAGGAAGAUGAGAGAAGAAGAAGAACGAAAGAGGAGAGAGGAGGUGAGGAAGAGGGAGGAGGAGGAGGAAAGGAGGCGCCUGGAAGCUGAGCGUCUACGCCUGGAAGAGGAGAGGAGAAUCAGAGUAGCGGAGGAGGCGGCAAGGAAAGAAAGGGAGGAGGCUGAAAAACGAAGACUACGCGAACUAGAGGAGAAACGAAGGAGAGAGGAGGAGCAGGAACGACUGCGCGAGAAAGAGCGAAGACGACAAGAGGAAAUGGAGGCAGAGAGAAAACAACAGGCCAAAGAAGAGGAAAGGCGGAGGAAGGAGGAGGAAGAGAAAGAGAAGAAAAGACAGCUGGAAGAACGGGAGAAAGCCCUCGGGGGAGGAGAGAUAGAGUGGAAGAGGAAGGCCGAGGAGAUGCGAUGGAAAGAGAUGGAGGAGCGACAGCCCUUCACCUUCAAAGUCUCCUCCGGGGAGAAGCAGAUUUUGUUCCAGAAGGUCAAUCUGACACCGGUGACUCCAGGCACAGCCCAGCAGGCCUCUGGCUCCUCUGAAACAGGAGAGGGAGCUAAAACUUCAUCAUCAGCAGGUGCCGACUCGCCGACUCGCUCCUCAAUAUACGUGCCCCAUACAGCCAUCCUUGUCACUGGUGCCCAGUUGUGCGGGACUGCCGUCAAUUUAGACCAGAUCAAGGACACUGCCUGUAAGUCACUACUGGGCUUGGGUGAGGACAAGAAGGCCUUGGGGGCACCAACAAAGACCAAGACCUCUCCGGAUCGUAAAUCUGGGAAAACGAAAUCCCUCAAUUUGUCUUCUGCCCCAUCAGAUCAAUCCAGCGCCGCUGUGCUGGCAGAAUGGGCAAGCAUCCGAUCCAAGAUCUUUAAAGUUGUGGAAGAGGGGAAAUAUGAGGAGUAUCCAGAGCCCACGCAGAGCAGGAAGGAGGACCAGGGCUGGCCCCCGAGCGAGGACCCCGAUGAAUCGCCGUUCCCCCACCCCAACCUCAGAAAGGCUCUGUCCGCCAGCGCCAAGUUCUCCAUCACCCCCGCACGGAAGAAGUUCGGAGACUCCAACAGGAACUCCGAGAUCCUUUAUCCAGAUGAGCGAGAUGACAGGAGGGCCGAGUCUGUGUCUCCGGAACCGUCUCAGCCCGGCCCAUCACCCACCUUCUCCUCUUCAAAGGCCCAAACCAAGGGUACCAAAAGUGUCCGAAUCUCAGACAGCUCGGAGGAAUGCAUGUUUGCCAAAGACCUGCCUUCCUUCCUUGUCCCCAGUUCAAGCCAGGGAUCCCCUGUACCCCAAUCGCCCGAUGCAGAACUCCCGAAUCAAACUGACUCUGACACCUCCAGCUUGGACCCCAGAGACGAGGGUGAGCAGAGGGAGCUGGGAGGUGACGAGCGGCCAUCUCCAUUCGGGAUCAAGUUGAGAAGGACCAACUUCUCUCUCCGCUUCCACAACGACCAAUCCACCGAGAAGAGGAAGAAGAGGUACAGUGCAGGCGACUGUUUUGAUGGUGUCCCCGGACCCCUCACCCCGAUGGACGCGGAGGCAGUCUCCCCUGUGUUCUCUGACCGAGCCAGCCCCGCGUCCCCUCUCAGAGAGAAUGUUGUUUUCAAGUCUGCAACAUCACCAAGUGUCGGUUCUCAGAUGAAACCCAGCAGAUCCCCAGUGUCGUCGGUGUGUAGCGAUAGCGAGCGGUUCAGCCCCAAACCCCCUGUUUAUCAGAAACCCGGCACAGUCCUCAAACCCUCAGAUGGGGCCACCCCUCCACACUCCCCGCUCCCCAAACUGGGCAGGAUGUCCCCUGCUGGGGACACAGGGGAACAGCGGAAAGGAUCACCACAAAUGUUCUCCGAUGACGAACGGGGUUCCGUAAAGGACGAUGAAGCAUCAACUUCAUCCCUCUCACCAAGGAUCAGCCCCGGGGAAGAGGAAACAAAAGAAAAGAAAUCGUUCUUUCCCUCCAUCAGUAUCCCAUGGAGAGAGAAAACUGACAGGAAGGCAGAGCUUAUCCGAAAAGAGAAGCCGUCCCUGCAGAGCAGACACUCUCUGGACAGCUCCAAGGUGCAGGACAAGGACAAGGAGGCCGGCCCUCUGUGGAUCACUCUGGCCCUGCAGAAACAGAAGGGCUUCAGGGAGCAGCAGCAGACCAGAGAGGAACGCAAAGUCCUACGGGAGGCCAAGCUGGCAGAAAAACAGGCCCGAGAGAGAGACAGCAGCGUGCUCAGUCCAACAGAGGGUAAGGGGAGUGGAAAUUCAACGCCCCCUAAACCACAGACCCCUGAUGAGGGAAAGAGACCUGAUAGUCUCCUCGGGCGGUUUGAACGCCGCGAAAACCUGAAAAAAGCUAACACCUUGCCCAGCUCCGUCACUGUUGAAAUCACAGACUCAACUCCGUCCCCGCCGGCAGUAAAGGAGGUCUCAAAGCGCUUCCCCCCUGGCGACUCGCAGCAGGUGUCCACUGAGCCUGCUUGGCUGGCCCUGGCCAAGCGCAAGGCCAAAGCCUGGAGUGACUGCCCGCAGAUCAUCAAGUGACCCACCAGACUUGAACUCUGACCUCUGCCACAAAGCAAAUAAGACCACCACACAACAAAAACACACAUAUGAUGCACACAUACUCUACACACACACACACACAAUGUACACACACACACACUCUUCACUUAGGCCCCAUCGUCAUGCGAUCCUGGGACGAUGGCCUCAGGUCACUUUUGCCACCUUCAUGCUCGCCAAAUAAUGACACAAGCUACGUUUUUCCAGAGGUACAUUCCACCUGGCGAAUGUCCACAGAAGAUCAUGACAGCUGUUAUAUCACUGCUGUUGUUACAGCAUUAUUCCAGUUAUUACAGUUAACCCGGCUAACCAAGAACACCAGUGUGUCAUUGGAAAGUGCCAUCAAAAUUUCUUUUGGAGUUCAUGUGAAUUUUUGCCUUAUCGAGUGUAUGUUCAUACUCUUGACGUAAAAUUUAGGUAUUGUCGAUAAUUGCAUCUAGCCGGUUGUUCAUUUUGUAGUAAUUGGAAUUCAGAUUCAGUAGAUUUGAAAGAGUGAAGAAAUAGAUAGGAGUAGAAUACAGGGUAAAAAACGUGGAUAUUUGCUGGGCAUGUUUACUGAAAGGAGAUUCCUUUUGCUGGACACUACAUACAAUUAUUCUUCAUUCUUCCACAGAGGAUAUCGUAUAUAGACAUACUUACACGUACAUACAGUUUAUUGAUAUGGUUAAAGAACUAUAAUCAGUAUCCAGCAGCCAAUCAGCUGCUCGCAAGCACUGAUGAGCCAACCAUAUACCCAUUAACGCUUCAAUAGCCAAUCACAGCCCAGCGACUUCACCACAAAUAAUAAGGAUAUCUUCUCAUUUUGUAAAUACAUGACGCAUGUUCACAUAUUUCAGACUUUGUUCACAUUCUGUAAAGUUUUACAUCUGUUUACCAAUAUGUAGCGUAAUAUAAUGACAUCAUGGGGGAUUCUUUUGGGAACUGUGUUUUAAGGGCUAACUAUAUCACAUGUAGUGAAAACCUCUUGCAUCAUUCUCUAACUGUGCAACGUGCAUGAAAAUAAAUGCCGGCUACUGUUUUGUAUGUUUUUUUAAAAUGAACAUUAUUACAUGGCCUUCACCUUUGUAAAUGUGUUGAAUCAACAGAAGGAAAGAAACAAACAGAAAAAAAUACACUUACAUCUAACAGCAUUACUAAGUAUGAUUCUCACUGUGUCCGUAACAACUGUGACUAGUGUUAUUGAAGCCUUGUGAAAUUCACCAUAAUGAUGCUUGGUCACCUUGUUAACUAAUGCAAGAACUUUAAAAGGGAAUCUGUCACUCAAUUAAGUUUCCUUGGCACCAUGACCAUGUCGAUGCACUGAAUCACAGCAUUUGAGGACCGACCCACUUCUUGCACAGUGUUUCUAUCACCGUGGCCCUUUCUCACCAUCGGGUUAAAACUGACUGCCUGCUUGUGGUAAUACACACACUGUUCUCCCUGUCGUAGAGUGUGCUAGCUGCUCUCAUACCAUGCUAUCACAAUGAGCCAGCGAUGAGAGAAACUAACUCACACACCCACAGACACCCACCCAGGGGGAGUGUUGGAGAGCACGGCAAUGAAGGUUGAUCAAACUGCUUUGAAGUAAUCUACGAGUUAACAGGACCUUGUUCUCUCAUCCCCCUCCACAACCUAAUUUAACAUUCUGUAUGUAUGUAGGUAUGUAUGUAUGUAUGUAUAGAGUUGGCUCUGAAGAAUAAUCCUCAAGAAGCGCAAUUGCUUUGUCCCUUUGUUUUCCCCCCUUUGGUUGUGUGCAAUAGUGUAGUGUAAACAGUGUUGUAUGUAUCAUGGAACAAACGACAACAAAAAAACUGGUUUGUUGAUAAUUGCACUUUUUGUUUCACUUAGAGCUACUGAUGAGAUGUCUCCUUAAGUGAUGCAAAUGUUAUGAAUUCUGUAGAGAAAAUUAAAAUAUAAUGUUGAAAUUUG
This is a messenger RNA of Alosa alosa (allis shad), 5748 nucleotides long. It is a transcript of the gene cracd, whose product is annotated as capping protein inhibiting regulator of actin dynamics. The record is from RefSeq and is a predicted model, not a curated record. Gene Ontology annotation, biological process: negative regulation of barbed-end actin filament capping; maintenance of gastrointestinal epithelium. NCBI's taxonomy places the organism in Eukaryota, Metazoa, Chordata, Actinopteri, Clupeiformes, Clupeidae. The transcript is spliced from 9 exons. The coding region runs from base 517 to 3822 and encodes 1101 amino acids.